AAUAAAGUGUGCACUGUGCAUUUGGAGUCUGUUGGAGUUCAGAAGACAGUGUGGUCCAUUAUGAGGGGAGGAGUGGUGCAACUCACCCUUUUUGGGGUUCUGGUGACUCUAGCUGCUGCACAACCAAAAAAGGACGACUGGGACAUUUACAGCUUUCACAUCAACUCCACUGUGACCAGCCGAUAUGCCACCACCGUCAUCACAAGCCGUGUCGUGAAUCGCAUGAAUGAAUCGAAAGAAAUUGAAUUCCACGUUCAGAUUCCCAAAAAUGCCUUCAUCAGCAAAUUCAGGAUGCUCAUUGAUGGUCAAAUGUACGAUGGAGUUGUGAAAACUAAGGAGCAGGCUCAGCGACAGUACACUCAGGCUGUGUCUCGCGGUCAGAGUGCUGGGAUUGUCAGCUCUGUUGGGAGAACCAUGGAGGAAUUUAAAACCUCUGUAACUGUGGCGGCUCACAAAAAGGUCACCUUUGAACUCACCUACGAGGAGCUGCUGAAGCGAACCCACGGCAAAUACGAGCUGCAGAUCCACGCUCGACCCAUGCAGCCCGUCAAAGACUUCAAAGCUGAUGUGCACAUUAACGAGAAAGCCAGCAUCAGUUUCAUUGAUGUGAAAGGAGGACUGAGCACCAAAGCCUUGGCUAAUGCUAUCACUAAAACACAUGCAGAUAAACAGGCGUGGGUGUAUUUUUAUCCUACGGCGGACCAACAGACAGCUUGUGACAGUUGUGGAGAGCAGGGUCUGAAUGGAGAUCUGAUUGUUGUUUAUGAUGUAAAUCGAGGCAAUGGACUGGGCGACAUCAAGACUUCGAACGGAUACUUUGUCCAUCACUUUGCUCCAUCAAACCUUCCCCGAAUACCAAAGAACGUUGUCUUUGUCAUUGAUCGAAGUGGCUCAAUGCAUGGCAGAAAAAUGCAACAGACCAGAACUGCUUUAAUUCAUAUAUUGAAUGACCUGGCUGAAGAUGACUUCUUCGGUCUUCUCAGUUUUGAUAGCGAUCUAUCUCAUUGGAGACGAGAACUCGUUCGGGCCACUAGUGCAAAUCUAGAGGAUGCCAAGAAAUUUGCGCAUGGUAUUACUGACAGAGGAGCUACAGACAUCAAUGCAGCAGUGUUGGAAGGGGCAAACAUGCUGAAUGCACAUCCUAGAGAAGGUUCAGCUUCCAUCCUUAUACUUCUCACAGAUGGAGACCCAACAUCAGGUGUGACAAAUCUGGAAAGAAUACAAUCAAAUGUGAAACAGGCGAUUGCAGGAAAGUUUCCUCUCUACUGUCUUGGUUUUGGAUUUGAUGUCAAUUUUGAGUUUUUGGAGAAGAUGUCUUUGGGGAACAGCGGUGUAGCAAGGCGGAUCUAUGAAGACUCUGAUGCUGAUUUGCAGCUCAAGGGCUUUUAUGAAGAAGUGGCCACUCCUCUGCUAACAGAUGUCACAAUGAUCUAUGUCGGUGGAACCAAUCUAACCCAGACUAAUUUCAGUCAGUAUUAUAACGGCUCUGAGAUCGUGGUGGCCGGUGAGAUCAUCGACAACAACAUUGAAAACUUUGUGCCAGAAGUCGUGGCCAUUUCAUUGAAACAAAAAAUGACAUUUUCUAAAACAAAUGAGUUUGAGGAUUCUUCUACUGGAAUUGCUGAUGGACUUCUUCAAAGGGUUUGGGCCUACCUCACUGUGAAACAACUUCUGGAGAAAGAGCUGCUGGUAUCUGGACCUCAGAAAGACGAAGUGAAGAGUGAAGCUUUGGAGUUGUCCCUGAAGUACAGCUUUGUGACUCCACUCACAUCCAUGGUGGUCACCAAGCCACAGGGGGACGACAUGGAUGUCCUUUCCAAACCCAAAGAGGGACAAGGAGGCCGGUUGGACAGUUUUGCCACACCAGCCAACAGACUCGUUGGGCUCGCUGGAAUGCCUGGAUUUCCUGGUUCACAUGGACACGUUGGGCUCGCUGGAAUUCCUGGAUUUCCUGGUUCACAUGGACCCGUCGGAGCUACGAGUUUUCCUUCUUCACAUGACGCGUCUUCUUCAAUUUCUUACGACUAUGCUGAUAAUUAUGAUGUGGUUCCUAAGGAGUUAGCAACACCUGCUCCUGCUCCUCACAGAUUUUUCCGGAAAGCUGAAAACCAGCUUCUUCCUCUUUGCUUUGAUGUCAAUAACGAUGUCAUUCUCAAACUACUUCACCAUCCAAGCAAGGCAUUGUAUGUAAAUGGUGAGCUGGACUCCCUAACAAACGGAGGCUUCGCUAAGAUCGUCAUUCACAUCAACCCUGACCUGCACCUUGAGGUUGAUCCGGAGGGAAUCAGUCUUCGACAGGGACAGGCCACGUCACGCCACACUGGACAGGAACUCAUCACAGCUGGACGUCUUACAGUGAUCAUGCGUGUCAAAGAAAUAGAUGUUGUGGUGGAGGAUGUGCGUUUGGUUAUCUUAGUUCAUGAGAAGGAUGGGAACAAAUUCCUUUGGCCUGUUUUGCGACAGACGCCAUCUGCCAACGACACUGAAGGAUUUUUAGCUUUAAAACCAGCAGAUUAUCAGGUGCUUCUGCAAUACUCUAAUGCGAGACUGAAGCACAAAGACAGAGUGACCAAUGCUUCCAGAUUCUCUGCAACUGACUACAGCAUUGCCAAUCCUGUGCCAGUGACCUGUUGGCUUGUGGAAGCUGACUUUGCCUUGGAGAGGACUUUGAAUGAUUACUCUGUUGCACAACUUUAACUGGAAGCUGUAAUGAAUAACCAAAUACACAUCUGAAACAAAAUUACACAGCUUGAUACCAGCAUUCACAUACCUAUUAGUCAGGAUCAGUGAAAAAAUUAUACCCUUUUAAAGUAUGUCUAAAGAAAAUUAAGUAUAAAUAAAAAUCAUUCAAGCCUUUAAAGGAGGUGAAAGGGGUAAAAACUAAACCCAUUAAUGUUCAAUAAUCUUACCAAACACUGCUUUAAUGCAUAUAUAUGCUUAAAAAAAAUGUUGUUAUUGAUUGUUGUUUGUUUAAUUCUGAUUGUAUAUUAAUGAAGGUAUGCAAAUAUUUAAUGUUUUUGAGAUUAUAUAGGGUUUUGGCUCAGACAUCUUUUCUUCCUCUCUGUCUUGCAAAACUACGCUUCAAAGCAAUUUAUCUAUGUUUGAUUUUAUGAAAUAGUAUUUUGCCCAUAUCUCGUCUUAUCGACAUUGUCAAAAAACUUGACAAUAUUUGAAAACGUCAUUAAUAAAUGUUAACUUUAUCUCUGUGUCAUACCUAUUUGCCUAAUAAAGCAUGUGUCCUGAGUAAAGUCAAA
This is a messenger RNA of Poeciliopsis prolifica (blackstripe livebearer), 3254 nucleotides long. RefSeq names its product inter-alpha-trypsin inhibitor heavy chain H3-like. Bases 61 to 2697 code for a protein of 878 amino acids. NCBI's taxonomy places the organism in Eukaryota, Metazoa, Chordata, Actinopteri, Cyprinodontiformes, Poeciliidae. The transcript is spliced from 23 exons. The record is from RefSeq and is a predicted model, not a curated record.